Molecule: messenger RNA, 522 nt
Organism: Stylophora pistillata
Lineage: Eukaryota; Metazoa; Cnidaria; Anthozoa; Scleractinia; Pocilloporidae
Source: RefSeq, a predicted model, not a curated record
UUUUGCCAGAAAGGAUCUGAGAGGAACAGUAACGUUUUGUACGACUGGUGUCGGAUUAUUGACGACAGGUUCAAAGGACUCUCGCGAAAAAAAAACUGAUGGCAAAUAUUCUUGCGUCGUUAUGCGUCGCGCUUUCAUUCAUCAAAGAAGUAUCCGGAAUCAUAUGUUUUACAUGUGAUGAAGGCAGUGACUGUCGGAAACACACGGGAGAAGAAAUAUGCCCUGUGGAACCACUACUCAAGGACAGGUGCAUUGAGAUAAUGAACAACGAGAAUGGACAGGUGGCCAAAGGAUGGGCCAACAUCAAAAUGUGUCAAACAGCAGAGAAAAGUUGCAGAAAGGCCAAAGAAACAAGGACUGGGGAUUGUGACGUCACUUGUUGUACAGCUGACUUGUGUAAUGCUGGCUCAAAAGGGUCCUCCUCUCUCUGGCUUCACGCGCUCUGCUUCUUAUUUUAUGUAUUGUUCACAGACUUUCUCAAUAUUGAUAUAACAAACAAAAAAAUAUAAAAUCGACGGUAAG